Messenger RNA from Auxenochlorella protothecoides, 1824 nucleotides. RefSeq lists its product as hypothetical. The record is from RefSeq and is a predicted model, not a curated record. Lineage: Eukaryota; Viridiplantae; Chlorophyta; Trebouxiophyceae; Chlorellales; Chlorellaceae. The transcript is spliced from 6 exons. Bases 1 to 1824 code for a protein of 607 amino acids.
AUGGCCCAUGCCGGGCCCCAGGCCCUCCUCCAAGACGUCAUCGCCUCGCUCGCCCUCCCUGCCGAGGACUGGGAGCGCCGCGUGGCGGGGCUGAGGCAGCUGGCCAGCCUCGCUCCGCUCCUGGCCGCCCUGCCCGAUGCAGCCGAGAUCCUGGACAGGAGGUCUGCCGUGGCGCGGGAGGCCCUGGAGAGCACCGCCCACCUGGCCACCAGCUGCGGCCGGGCGGCGGAGCAGCUGGCGGUGCAGCUCUACCCCGCGCUCAUGGCCGCGCUGGCGACCACCAUGGGCGUGGUGUGCGAGGCGGCCGAGGCCGCCUCGCGCGCGCUGCUGGCCCACGCGCCCUCCCGCGCGCUCCUGUGCCUGGUCUGUGCCACCGCCGCGCGCGACCGCAACGCCCGCCUGCGCGGCGCGGCGGCGCGGCACGCGCUGCGCGCGCUGUGCGACUGGGACGGCUCCCUGCUGGAGCGAGGCGCGGAGGCAGCGCAGGCGGCGGCCGCCGCCGCCGUCGUGGACGCCAGCGCCGAGGUCCGGGCGGCGGGUAAGGAGGUGUGGGCCGCCUGCGCCGCCCGCUGGCCGGACUGGGCGGCGGGGGAGGUGGCCGACGCGGGGCGGCGGGACGCGGGGCUGUGCGAGCGCCUGUCCCAGCUGCUCCCCCGGCCCGACCCCGAGCCCGAGGAGGUGGGCCGGCGGCGCGUCGGGCUCACAUUGCGCCGGGCCGACCCGGGCGUUGGCAGCGCAGGCCUGAGGCACGACGCAGUGGGCCCAGGCAGGGCCGCCGUCCGCCUGAUCGAUCCGGCCCCGCUCGGAGGGCAGGCCGCCCCGACCCCCUACGCUGGCCUGCGGCGAGGCGCCCCGCCCUUGUUGGGCCCCACAGACUCGGAGAACGUCGACGCCAAUACCGGACCCAAUCGGCAGGGGGGCCUGUUGGCCCCGUGUGCCAAAGGAUCUGAGGCAAUCUGCAAGCCCGCCAGGGACUCUGAGCAGGAGGCCCCCGCCCCACCCCCCAGGGGCAGCCGCCCGCACGAUGCGGCGUGCCUCCCGGCGCCGCCGCCGAGCGCGGCCGCACGCCUGGGCCGCAGCAGGAAGUCGAUCGGGGGGGCGGCGCUGCGUGUGGCCCUGGCCAACAGGGCUUGCUCCCUGGAACGCGCAGCUGCGGAGGAGGGCGAGGCCCUGGCCGACCCCGGCGUGGCUUCUCAAGCCAUGGCCCAGCAGGCAGACGGCAGCGCCGACCCCCAGGAGCCAGCAUCGAGCCUCGAAUGCCUGGCCCGGGAGCUGCGCCCGCGCGACGACGGGGGCGGCGAGGCGCCCUGCCUGCGCCUGCCGCGCCACCUCGGCGACCGCCUGGCGGCCGUGCUGCACGACGCCACCGCCGAGCCGCACGCCCGCGUGGCGGCCGCCGGGCUGGACUGCCUCGCCCGCGCGCUGGCUUCCCCGGGCCUUGCCGUGGCGCUGGAGGCCCACCUCGAACGCCUCGUGCCCUGCAUCUUCCUCAGGAUGGUGGACGUGAAGGAGGCCCUGCGCCAGGGCGCAGAGGCCUGCCUGGCGCCGCUGACGCGCCUGCCCGCCCCCGACGCGCUCGAAGCUGCGUCACCACCCACGGUCGUGGAAGCGGGCACCGGCGACCAGGCUGCGGCCCGGGCGGACCGGGCCACGACCGCCGCGACAGGGGCACCCAGCACCUGCCUGGCCUCUUUGCCAGCCCGAGCCAAAGCCCUAGAGACAGCGCUGAGCAAGGUGACUGCAGCCGACGCAGACAUCGCGACCAUCCUGGCUGCAGAGGCCGCCUUCUUCGCCAUGCUGGGUGAGGGAGGGGCUGGUGGAUGA